Mya arenaria is the source of this 8407-nucleotide messenger RNA. Its product is annotated as mitogen-activated protein kinase kinase kinase kinase 3-like. Gene Ontology annotation, biological process: protein phosphorylation. The transcript has 31 exons. The record is from RefSeq and is a predicted model, not a curated record. Lineage: Eukaryota; Metazoa; Mollusca; Bivalvia; Myida; Myidae. Gene Ontology annotation, molecular function: MAP kinase kinase kinase kinase activity; ATP binding. Bases 100 to 2733 code for a protein of 877 amino acids.
GUAAACCUAUGAUAACAAGAAUUUUAGGCCAUUAUUUUUGUUGAAAUGUUUAAAAAAUAUGUUUUUAGAGAAGCCUGUACAUAAAAUAAAUGGUUAAAGAUGAUGUCAGAUGAAAUUUUACGUCGGAAUCCCCAGGAGGAUUUCGAGCUCAUCAUUCGAGUGGGAAGCGGAACGUACGGCGAUGUUUACAAAGCGAAGGAGCGCAACUCCGGUGAGCUUGCAGCCAUCAAGAUUAUCAAGUUGGAGCCUGGCGAUGACUUCGCUGUCAUUCAGCAGGAAAUUAUCAUGAUGAAGGACUGCAAACAUGCAAACAUUGUGGCCUAUUUCGGAAGUUACCUCAGGCGUGACAAGCUAUGGAUCUGUAUGGAGUACUGUGGAGGAGGUUCCAUGCAGGACAUUUACCAUGUAACGGGCCCCCUGGCUGAGCCCCAGAUAGCCUUCAUCUGUAAGGAAACCCUUAAAGGAUUGCAAUACCUGCACAGCAAGGGCAAGAUGCACAGGGAUAUCAAGGGAGCCAAUAUUCUCUUGACAGAUGAGGGGGACGUAAAACUAGCCGAUUUUGGAGUAUCAGCCCAGAUCACUGUUACCAUGUGUAAAAGAAAGUCUUUCAUUGGAACACCAUACUGGAUGGCCCCGGAGGUUGCCGCAGUGGAGAGGAAAGGUGGCUACAACCAGCAGUGUGAUAUCUGGGCUGUGGGCAUCACUGCCAUCGAGUUUGCUGAGCUACAACCCCCAAUGUUUGAUCUCCAUCCCAUGAGGGCCCUGUUUUUAAUGUCAAAAAGUGGCUUCAAGCCUCCCCAGUUGAAAGAUAAAAGUAAAUGGUCAUCAAGUUUUCAAUUAUUUAUAAAGGUAGCAUUAACUAAGAAUCCUAAAAAGAGACCUUCGGCUGAGAAGUUGUUAGAGCACCCGUUUUUGCAUGGUGAUUUGACCCGGCGUUGUACUCGCGAGAUCCUCGACCGAGUACGGAACCCCCAACAAACCACCUACGAAAUUCAGCCCGACGAUGAUGAUGAGUUCCUGGCUAACGUGCCUCAGAGAAUAUCCUCCUCCAAGUCUUCUAGCCGGUACAACCAGGCGCGCAACAGUAUUGAGCUCAAAGUAAAUAUUCCAAACAACAUAAGUCCGGAAGAACAAUUCAACACAGCCAGAGCUUGGCCUGACGAAGAUGCUUCACAAAAGGGAUUAUUAGAGUCUGUAAACGAAGAACUCUUACAAAGAGGUCAUAGGAAUAGUCUUAUAAUGGAAGACAACUACAGUACUUGUGUUGGUCUGUCUAACAUGGAAACCUUGCCGCUUGAUCCACCCCUUGUUCCUCCAAAGCCCCAGGCAAGUUUUAGAGGAGACACUUCAGACAAUACAUACAACUUGCCAGAUGAUGUGGAAGGGGAGGAGGAAGGGGAUGUGGACCAGGGCCCUGACCUUGACACCCUCAUAGACCGUUAUUUGACCUUGACCCCAGAUUCACACACACCUACAGGGGACCGUGGAGAGGGCCCACCAGCGUUACCGCCAAAGUUGAGUCGUCGUGUGCAAAAUGGGGUGGCAAACCACAGGGAGGGGUCUCAUUCCCCAGGAGCUGAGGCAGCCCCACCUGAGGUGCCUCCCAGGCGUGAAAAGAAGGAUGAUGACACAUUACGACCUGUCAGCAACGGCUUGCCACCAACACCAAAAGUUCAUAUGGGUGCUUGUUUCUCGAAAGUGUUCAAUGGCUGUCCUCUCCAUAUCAAAUGUACAGCAAGCUGGAUCAACCCAGAUACCAGGGAUGAGCAUAUUUUGAUCGGUGCUUUAGAAGGUCUCUACACCUUGAACCUGAACGAGAUACAUGAAGCAUCAUUAGAAUUGCUCCACGCCAGGACCUGUAGUUGGCUCUAUGUCAUAAACAACAUAUUAAUGUCUGUAUCAGGUAAGACACCGCACCUGUACAGACAUGACUUGAUGAUGUUACACAGUAAACAGUCCAACCGAUUCUCUCUACCCCUGAAGACAAAAUUCCCAGAGAAAUUCGUGCCUAGGAAGUACACAGCGACUUCUAAGGUACCAGAUACGCGGGGCUGCACAAGGUGUUGUGUGGGAAGAAAUCCAUACAAUGGUUACAAGUACCUCUGUGGCUCCCUGCCCAACGGCAUUAUCCUCAUGCAGUGGUACGAACCCCUCAACAAGUUCAUGCAGCUCAAGAUAUUUGAGUUUGAAUUUUUGCCGGCAUCUCCUGCAGUAUUUGAAAUGUUCAUCUCCCCGGAGCUGGAGUAUCCGCUCAUCUGUCUCGGUGUCAGAAAAGGAGGGGACAAGAACCCGCUAUCGUUUGAUGUGAUCAAUCUCAACUCUAGCUCAAACUGGUUUACAGACUUUGAAAACCAACAAGGAGAGCAACUGCCAAUUGUCAAUGUGACCCAACUGGAGAAGGAUACAGUACUAAUAUGUCACGACAAAUAUUUGAAGGCAGUCAGCAUGACAGGGAAACUGAAGUCGAGUCGACGGCAGGCUUCAGAACUUCACUUUGACUUCAUGGUCGAAUCUUUAGUGUGCUUACAAGACAGUGUGCUGGCAUUCCACAAACAUGGUAUGCAGGGAAGGAGUUUUAAAGCCAAUGAGGUAACUCAGGAGAUAUGCGACCGGUCGAGGAUAUUCCGGCUACUUGGCUCCGAUAGGGUGAUUGUGUUGGAAAGUCGACCAACCGACCAGCCAGAAGCCGCGUCAAAUUUGUAUGUGUUAGCUGGCCACGAAAACACAUACUGAAUCUGCAUUUGACUUCCAUGGAUAUUUGAAGCGUUUCCAUGGCUAUCUGGACAUAUUUCCAUGGAUAUGGCUUGGGUUACCAGUGCAUCGCUUGCCCUUGUUGGCUUGAACAUUAUUAUCACUGCAUUUCCAUGGAUAACUGAACAUAUUUCCAUGGAUUUGCCUUGUGUUUCCAGUCCAUCUGUAUGACUAUACAGGUCAGCUGAGAAUACAUACUGAACACACCCUGGAUUCCAAUGAUUUUUUUAACCAUUUCAGAUGAAUAUCUUACUAUUUUACAUUGCUUGGAGCCUUUGUUAACUCUCAUCUUGGACUCAGUGGAAUUGGCUAUGGAAAUAGCUACUGAACAUUCACUGAAUUUCCAUGAUUUCCAUGGAUGUCCUUAUUAUUUUACAUGAAACACUCAUCAACUUCCUUUGAAUGUUUCCUCAAUGACUGUCAUAUCUGCACAUAGAUUUAAUGUGGCUGUAAUUAUAUCCAGUUUUCAAAUUCUUGCCAUUUAUAGAAAAAUGGGUGCUGCACAACAUUUCAUGGAUAUUUCCAAGAUUCCAUCUGUCCAUAGUUUUAAUUCUGAUUUAGAUUUUUGAGGUUUAAGCAACAUAUAGAUCUAGAUAGUCAAUGACAGACUUACAUUCAUUACUGUAAGUCCUUAUAUUCUGACAAAUGUAUGCCAAAACAAGUGUUUGCUAUACAAAAAAUCUUACUCUACCAUUGAAAAAAUGAUGGUAGAUUUUAGUUAUUGUAACUUUGUACAAUUUCAAGGAAUACCAUAGACGCCUUUGUUGACUUUGUGUUCUACGCAGAAAAACACAUCAGAAAAGACUGGCAUUAUUUAUGUCAACAUGAAAUGAUGGCUGUUUAGGUGUUCAUAUAUUGAUAUGGUGUGUUACACCAAAACCAUUUACUGUUUAUUGUGUAGUCAUUUGUAUAGCAAUUUUUCUACCAGUUUUAUCACAGAAAAAAUAAGAGAAAGACAAAGUACCAUACUACAUAGCAGGCUAAUCACUGGAGCCAAACUACAAAAUGUUGUGGCUCCAACGAUUGCCCGCCAUAUACUGGAUAAAUGUAGGCUCUUAACAAUUCUGUGUAAAUAUUUUGAUGAUAUAUAGUAUAUUUUGCAUUAAUUUUAAUUUCGUAAGAUAUUUUGCAAAAUCCUCACAUAAUAUAAUCUGUUGUAUGUACAGGUUAUAUCGAAAUUGAACAAAAUAGCGUUGCAUUACAGGAUUUUGCCCAGUCAUUAAAAGGAAGUAAAUGAAAUAUAAUCAUAAGUAUAGUUCAAUUAUAAUGCAAUUAAUAGUGAUUGAUUUUUGCAACAUGCAAAUAGAUAGGAUAUUAAUCAAUACCAAGUUUUGAUUUAUAGAAUAAGAAAUUCUACAUAAAAUGGGCUAAUUUGAAAACUUAAAAGUUAUUUCUGUGCAACUUUGCUAAACAUGGAUUCAAUUUAGUAUGGCCUUAUUUAUUGCUCAUAGAAAAAUGUGUUUUCCUUUAUUUCUGCAUUUUUUUUAAAUUCAACAUUUACUUUAUACACAUAAGGGUAACAAAACAAGAAAAUAAUAAAAAAAAUAUCAGCCUUAUUGCUAUGAAAUGAAAUGGUUACGAACAAAAUAUUUGUCAUGUGAAUAUUUCAGAAAUAAAUAUGAAAUGUUUGAAUUUUCCCCAAAAACAGACAUAAUGAUUAUGUUAUAUGCAUGUCGGCACUGUACAUACUCUUUAAAUGAAUAUUUUAUUGAAUUAUUCUUCCUGAGAAAUGUGCAAUUAACUCUUUUAUUGAUGACUUUUAUUUUCAUGCUAGUUUUGUUUAACUUCAUGUUAAUCUUAAAGUGUAUACCUUUGUGCAAAAUGGGAAGAAUUUUAAGCAGUUGUUGAUAUUAUUAUUAUUAUGUAUUCUGUUUUUCUCGAAGUUAAGAAGGCACCAAGAUGUGUUUUCUUCUUAUGUUGUGAUAUUCACAAUGAGUAUAAGUUUUAAUUAUUACUAUAUAUAUUUUUAUCUUAUACCGCUAAGAAACACAAUUAAUACAGCCAUAUUUCUAGCUAUAUUUCAUCAUUGUUGGUGCUCUUCUUUGACAUAAGACUUCUAAACGUUAAUGUGUUAACUUCUCUAAGCUUUGACAUUAACAUAACAAAACAACUAAACUGUAACAUCUUUGACUUUCUCAUGUAGUUUUCCUAUCGUAUACAUUGGUAUGUACUGUAUUGAUAUGCCAGCUUUUGUUUUUUGAACUGCUAGGCAUUUUAGGUUAAUGUAAUUAUUAAAAGGGUACCUAAAAUUGUUUGGAGAAGGGCUCGAGAAAUCUUCAGCUGCUUCUCUUUCCCACUAGGGUGGGUGAGCCAAUUCUGAUAUUUAGAUAAAUUAAGCAUGUAGAUAAGUGCUUAAAUUUAGGCACUGUUGUCUGCUUUUUAACCUUCGGACUGUGUGAUUUUUAGCUCUACUGGCCAAAGGCCAGAAGAGCUUAUGCGAUGGUAAUGUGUACGUAGUAUGUGCAUCCGUGCGGUCGUGCGUUCGUGCAUCUGUAAACAAUUGGUUGUGAACACGAUACAGUCUUCAGUUUUGAUUGUAUCUCGAUGAAACUUGUACAGUAUCUAGAUAUCCAUUAGAGCUCGGUUCCUUUUGAAAACCAGCCAGAUCCGCCCAUAAAUGCCUAGAUUAUGGGCCAUGAAAGUUUUAAAGAAAUGCUUUCUAUUUUUAUCCAGGUCUGCAUGAGCGAAUUCUAUUUUUAGCCAAGUUUACAUGUACAUGUAAAUUCAAGUCUAGAGUUAAGGGAGACAAUUUGCAAGUCUAGGAUUUUGAGAGACAAUUUGCUUUUCGCUUCUGCAGUUGAUUUUGUGAAUUACUCUGCCUUGUUCUUGUUGAAAGCCCAAAGGCCAUUUUUUAGCUUUAAGUUCUGUAGUUUGCGCAUUCAUCUUAACAAAAUUGCUUGUGAAUGUUUAAGUUAUGCACCUGGUGUCAUUACUGGCCACACCCAGGGUUCACAGGUUUGGUAAACAUAAAUCUGGAAAGGUUUGAAAAUCUUUUUGUGUGUUCGUGCAUCCAUCUUAGCACAAUUGAUUGUGAAUGUUUGUUCAAAUUGAUCAAUGUUGUCCUAGGAUGCCCUUGACUUUGACCUUUUGACCAACUUUUUUUAACUUUUAAAACUACAGAAAUUUUUACUAUGAGUACAGUUUUGAAAGCAUUUUUUUUUUGUCAGAUGACUUUUACUUGGCACCUUUUAAAAUAGUUCAUGCAACUAAUCUGCUUACAAUACUUUCUGGGCUCAGAUGUUACGUGCUACGUUUUCAGGUAACCCAAACACAAAACAUAAACUAUAUGUCUGUUGCCUUUUACCCAUACAUACAUGCUGUAGAUUGAUAUGACCACAAAAGCCAUGCCAGUAGAGCAUAGGCCCUUUUGGGCCUCUUGUUUGUCAAAUAAAAAGGAUCAGAGGGAUUUGGCAGGGGUUUUAUGACAGGGUUGGAAAGGGUUUCUGGUCAGGAUUUGGCAGGGGUCUUAGAACAGGAUUGGACAGGGGUUGUAGGACGGUUGAGAAUGGUUUCAGGACAGGAUUUUGCAUGUGUUUUAGGACAGUAUUGGGAAGGGGUUUUAGGACAGGAUUUGGCAUGUGUUUUAGGACAGGAUUUGGCAUGUGUUCAAGGACAGGAUUGGGAAUGAUUUUAGGACAGGAUUUGACAUGUGUUUUAGGACAGGAUUGGGAAUGAUUUUAGGACAGGAUUUGGCAUGUGUUUUAGGACAGGAUUGGGAGUUAUUUUAGGACAGGAUUUGGCGUGUGUUUUAGGACAGUAUUGGGAAUGGUGUUAGGACAAGGUUGUGAAGGGCCUUUUAGAACAGGAUUGAGCAGAAGUUCAAGGACAGAAUAGGGAAGAUAUGAGAAUCUUAGAGUUACUUUUUUCGGCUAGUUGUGUUUUAUUGUCUCUUCUGUAAUAUGUCUUGCUCAUUCUGUGAUUAAUCAUUUAAAGUUUUAUCUUGUUUUGUAUUUGAAAAUUGUAUAUAGGUUCUUAAGAGAAGUCAUUUGAAUUGUAUGUAAACUUGACAGGAAUUUAUGAAAUUUUGAAAUAAUGUACAAAUGUGUACAGAAUUCAUGUGGCAAAUUUGUCUACUCAAUGUUAUUGCGCCUAUGUCCAAACUGUUUUAAUGUGGAUUGUUUGUAUCCACGAGAGCAUCAUUUAGCGGACUGCAGCACGUCUUUCAGUUAAGCUAAACACAAUAAUUACCGGUAAUGCAAAAUUUAUGAAAAAGUGUUACUGUUUGAUCUGUUUACUAGGCAUAGAACUUUCAACAUAAACUUGUCUUACCCACAAACAAACAAGAUCUUUUUGAUGUGUAGGUUAGCUUUUUGGUAAGUUGAAAGUAAUAAUUUACUUUUCUUGAAUACUUUAUGUUACAUGUACAGUACAUAGAGUCCAAAUUCACAUCCUGUUCAGAAAUUAAAUUCCAGUGAUAGUUUUAUUUCUAAUUCAAAUGGACAUUAGUUAGAAAUUGCACAAUUUAGUCAUGUACAGUAUUUGAUUAAGAUGCUAUGAUUAGGAUAUCUAAAAAUUAUAAAUAUACAUAUAUAUAUAAUAUACACUAUAUUUUAUGUUUAUGUUUUUGUGUUAUAGGUUCUAUUUUAUCCACAAGACCUUUCAACUGUUUGGUAUAAUUUUAAAUUCAAAAGACUUCUGAAUUUUGGCAAACAGCGAUACACAACAUUGUACUUAAUGCUUUUAAUAUUGAUCUUAAAGAAUAACAAAACACUUAUUGUUUAUACAUUAAGAAUUUAAGCUUUAAAUGUCACUAAGUGCUGUCUUUUAUGUUUUAGUGUUUAGAUACAUAUAUUUCUUUCUUUAUGGAAAAUAUUGGUUCUUCAGUCUACAUAUAUUUUUCAUCUACUGUUGUUUUAUUCUUAUGUAAAUGUUGCAAUUAAUGUAAUAUUUCCAGCAUAAUUAUCAAUGUAAAUAUAGGUGCAUUUAUCUUGACUGUCUUUCAUUAAUAUGAAGUACACUAGCUACUGGGGUAUGUGUUUAUAUGUCUGUGAACAUACUUCUUAUUACUUAUAGUGAAAACUUGCAUGAUUGUAAUGUUGUUUAUUUUUUUAAAGAUAGAGAAUAAAAUAAUGAGAGCAAGUAACAUUUUAAAUAAAAUAUUACGGGCAAAGUAAUGUUUUACUCAAGCUAAACAAUAUGAAUAUUUUCUCUGUUGUUCAUUGACACAGUCAUGGUAUCAUAUAUAUUUCAUAGUAAAUUAACCAUCUUAGUUAUGUUUCUAUUCUCCCAAGAGUACGGAAGUUUUUAAAGCGAGUAUACAAUCAUAGUUACUGUUUUCAUUUCAUUCUCACUACUUUACACCAAUUGCUUAUGAUAAAAUGAAAUAAUCAUUUUUUAGCUAUAAUGUUUAUUUAAAUAUCAAUUUAUAUGUUUGUUCUUUUUUUAUCAAAACAAAUUUGCUAGUAGAGCAAUGUACAAUUAACCUUACCUGUUCAUAAAGAAUUAUGGAGAUGUCCACUUAAAAUAUGUCAGGUUGUUUACAGUACAGAUUUUGGAAGAAUUAAAAGUGCAAAAUGAAUAUUAAUAUGUAAAUGUUGCUUUUUACAUUGACCUGCAUCCAUGUUGUAUUGCAAGUGUAAUGUACAUGUAUGUGCAUGUCAUUCUCUCAUAUAAAAAAUGAUGAAUGUAAUAAACUGAAUAAAAAACAUUCCCCAAG